AUGGAGGAGAUCGGCAAGGGAGUCUACGGCUCUGUGUGGCGUGCAGAGGAGUUGAACUCGCUGGAGACCUUCGCGAUUAAGAAGCUACACCUGGACCAGGAGUAUUGGACGGAUGGCAUUCCAGUCCACACGCUACGGGAGAUCUCAUUGUUGCGGAAGUUCCGUCACCAAAACAUCGUCCAGCUCAAGGACGUUUUGGAGGCGGGAUAUAUGGACAUCCGCCUCGUCUUCGAGUACCUUCCAUGUGAUCUCUUUGAGACGCUGAGGGCUUUGAGGAGGAACGACCAGAUGAUGCCGAUGGAGGCCUUGCGACGGUAUAGCUCGGACUUGCUGGAGGGCUUGUUCGCAUGUCAUGUCAGGGGGAUCAUUCAUCGGGAUUUGAAGCCUCAGAACAUUCUGCUGACUCCUGAGGGCUCUUUGAAGAUCGCAGACUUCGGUCUCUCGCGGCGACUGCACAGCCCUGACCGGAGCUACACUGUGGAGGUCAUCACCUUGUGGUACAGGGCACCCGAGUUGCUCUUGGGAGCACUGCGCUACUACACGGAGGUGGAUAUUUGGUCCGCGGGCUGCGUGAUCGCUGAGAUGGCGGCCAAUCGUCCACUCUUCUGUGGAGAUUCCGAAGUGGAUACUCUCUUCAAGAUCUUUCGACUUCGGGGCUCGCCGAGCGAUGAGAACUGGCCCAAUGGACGCACCCUGCGCUAUUGGAAAGACAGGUAUCCGAAGUGGGAUCCGCCCGAGCAGCUGCAGCCGCUGCUGGGGCGUCGGCCGGAACUGGGUGAGCCCAUCCAUGGGAAUGGCCGCUUGGGCAAGCUUCUGUGCCUUGAUCCCGAGCAACGCCCCAACGCGCGCCGCGCCAAGAUGCAUCCCUUCUUGGCCGAGCGGCACGUGUUGCCCCACGAGCCGAAUCCGGCGUUGGAAUGA
Durusdinium trenchii is the source of this 921-nucleotide messenger RNA. The record is from the annotation of a GenBank genome assembly. NCBI's taxonomy places the organism in Eukaryota, Dinophyceae, Suessiales, Symbiodiniaceae.